AUGCGAUUCAGAAAACUCGCUGAAAAAAUACAAAUAAUCCAGGUCUAUAUUCCUGCUGUGUUGAGAUUAGUGGGACAAAUUAUGCUAAAUAAUCUGCUAAAUUCCUGUGCUUUUUCAAAUGUCCCGAAAAGAUUUUCCUUAAAAACGAUGUCUACUUUGGUGUAUCGUAACAAAAACCCAAGAAAUCUUGAACUUUUUGGUCUAGCACCGAAAACGAAAGGUUGGGAAUUUCAAGCUCCGCGAAAAGACUUCUGGAAUAAAGUAGUCUUAAAUAGAGAACCUCAUAAUACAACAGGUCUUGUUGUUCAUGCUUCUUCAAAAGUGCUGAUCUCUGCUUCAACUAAAGAAGUUAGCAUCAGAAAACAUUUAUAUAGUUGUAUUGAUGUUUCAGCUGCAGAAAAUGUUGGAAGAGUGUUGGCCUUAAGAUGCCAUCAAUGUGGUCUCACGGAGUUAUUUUCAGAAACGAGCGAGAUAUAUAAAGAAAACGAAAGCACUAGAGCUUUCUACGAGUCCUUGUUGAAUGGUGGUAUACAACUGAAGGAGACACCACCUAUUGAAGAGUUGGAUGCCAUUGGGAUAGAUUAUGACAGUAUGUCAGAUGAAGAAAAACGUGCUAUGUAUCCGAGCCUUAUUGAAACACUUCGUACUACACCCGACUGGGAUAACAUCUCUUAUCCGUAUUCACUUAGACCUAGAGCAGGUUCAUAUAAACUAAAAAGUCGUUAUCAAAUUCUUUCAAAAAUCCGUCAAGGUAUGGUAUGGGAUCCAUAUUACUCGAGAAUGGUGCAUCCACAAAACAAAGCUUAUUGGCAGCACGACUAUGAAGAGUUUCAAAAGAAGAAACUUGAGUCUUUGGGAGAUUUAAACAAGAGUGAAGAACCAGUUAAAACAAUUGUUCCAUCUAAGUGGCAGUUAAUGUAG
Molecule: messenger RNA, 921 nt
Organism: Schistosoma guineensis
Lineage: Eukaryota; Metazoa; Platyhelminthes; Trematoda; Strigeidida; Schistosomatidae
Source: the annotation of a GenBank genome assembly